AUGAAUAACCAAUUUGAUCUAAGGAUACCAUCUUUUAAGUUAUGGAAAAGUAGUGAAAAAAACAUAUCUAAAAAUAAUAUAGGGAGUUGUGAGAUGUUCAGUGUUUCAAAGAAAGAUACUUAUGGAAAUCAUAAUGGAGAUAUAUUAAAUGUGAUACAUUCACCUACUUCUCCUACCAAUAGAAUAUUGCGUAAUGAAACAAGAUUUUUUCCAGUAAGUAAUAAACUUCCAACUAUGAGUCUAGACAUGGAAUCACCAUUCCUGGAUUACAAUAAUUUAUCAAAUCAGGACGUGAUUCCGUACAAUUAUAUGCCCUUUUUUGGUAAUAGACUUGUCAGUCAAAGUAAGAUUGAUGCUUUAAGAGAGACUGAAGUAACUGAACACUGUUUAAUUUUUCAUGAAGAUGUGGAACAUGAUAUUGAUUUUCGACCUGAUCUAUGUUUGAAUUGUGGUAACACCAAAUAUAAUCACAAUAUCUAUAAUACUAACAAAAAUAACAGAAAUGAUAGGGCUAAUGGAGAUAGAAUGACUAAUUAUUUAAAUAACAUAGAAAAAAGGUAUAGAUUGAAAAAGGAACCUCAAAAGAUUACUAAAGCACGUCACAGUUCAAAUUUAUCAAUAAAUACUUGUGAAGUAUUGGAAAAUUUUUGGAAAGGUAGCGAUUUACUAAAUUCAUUAGACCCAAAUUAUUUAGAAAUGUUAUCCGCAAUUGCUCGGAAUGAAUUAGAGGAGAUUUACAAGGCACAGUUACUUUUAAAUUAUGAGAAUGGUUCCUCUUUAGAUUUGGAUAUGUCUAAAUCUUCUAGGUUACGAAGAAAUUAUCAAAGAGCUUUAUCAAAAGCAUCAUGUAUACAAAAACCUUUAAAAUAA
This is a messenger RNA of Arxiozyma heterogenica, 870 nucleotides long. RefSeq names its product anaphase promoting complex subunit 9 (gene APC9). NCBI's taxonomy places the organism in Eukaryota, Fungi, Ascomycota, Saccharomycetes, Saccharomycetales, Saccharomycetaceae. The transcript has a single exon. The record is from RefSeq and is a predicted model, not a curated record. Bases 1 to 870 code for a protein of 289 amino acids.